AUCAACACAUUCCUGCAAUCGCUGCUGGCGUUCAAUCUCGAGUUCCGGAAGGGGACAUCAGAGCAGCGAACAGGACGAUUCGAUUUUUAUGGCUGUUAAGCUACAAAUCAUUCCUCAGAUCAACGAUUCUUCAUCAUGAUGGGUCCCUCUUUUAGACUUCAAGACUGCGGCUGUUCUCCACCAGGAGAUUUUCGCUGGGAGCUUCUCCCGCUUCGAUUGUGGACCUUGACCUCUGGCUUAGGCGGGCGAGUGGAAUCGCUGCACUUGCUUCUCCGUAUUAUAUCCGGAGCUAUCUGAUCUGACCACCCGGCAGGGGUCAC
Aspergillus costaricaensis CBS 115574 is the source of this 320-nucleotide messenger RNA. RefSeq lists its product as uncharacterized. The transcript has a single exon. The record is from RefSeq and is a predicted model, not a curated record. Lineage: Eukaryota; Fungi; Ascomycota; Eurotiomycetes; Eurotiales; Aspergillaceae. Bases 136 to 297 code for a protein of 53 amino acids.